Molecule: messenger RNA, 730 nt
Organism: Drosophila nasuta
Lineage: Eukaryota; Metazoa; Arthropoda; Insecta; Diptera; Drosophilidae
Product: putative cytochrome P450 6w1
Exons: 2
Coding region: 11-730 (239 amino acids)
Biological process (GO): insecticide catabolic process; response to DDT
Molecular function (GO): monooxygenase activity; oxidoreductase activity, acting on paired donors, with incorporation or reduction of molecular oxygen; iron ion binding
Source: RefSeq, a predicted model, not a curated record
UCUACUGGCAAUGAAGCGAGAGACUCAAUCACAAAAAGAUUUUAAUGAUAAAGAUUUGGAGUAUUUGGUUGCCCAAGCUGCUCUAUUUCAGACAGCUGGAUUUGAGACAAGUUCAUCUACUAUGACAAUGACGCUCUUUGAGUUAGUACACAAUACUGCGAUCCAAGAUCGACUUCGCUCGGAGAUAAAGGAAUACUUCGGGUAUGAGGACCACAUCAGCUAUGAACGUUUACAGGAAAUGGCUUAUCUUGGUCAAGUUGUCAAUGAGACUUUGAGAAAGUAUCUUAUCGCUGGCUUCGUUGAACGAGAAUGCGCCCAACCGCAAUCAGGAGAAAAGUUUACUCUAAAGCCUCACUAUGAUUUUAAGGUGCCGAGUGGCAUGCCCUUUUAUGUCUCUAUUCUGGAGAUACAACGAGAUGAGAAAGUGAACAUAUGUCUUAAGGUUCCAAUAAAAUAUUGGCCAGAUCCUGAGAAAUAUGAUCCAGAUCGCUUUGCCCCAGAGAACCGUGAUAAAAUCAACAUGGAUGCCUAUAUGCCUUUUGGGAUCGGUCCCCGCAAUUGCAUUGGCAUGAGACUUGGACUUCUGCAGGCUAAACUAGGUUUAGUUAAUUUGUUGCACAAUCACAGUGUAGCUAAGUGUGAUAAGACAAUUGACUCCUUUAAAUUUGAUGUAAAAACUCCAAUUAUUGCAAGCAAUGUGGACAUCUAUGUUCGACUACAAAAGGAUUGA